GCUCUCAGCCUGCGGCCAAGUUGCAUCUCUGCCUCGCAGUCAAGACCCUCGGCCAACCAAUCAAACUAUCCAGCUCAUCAUGUCCUCGACCGCGUCAGUGUUCGACGGGAGCGACAGUGGGAAGGGCUCGUCGCAAGGUUCUACGUCGUCGCCGUCUGUGAUGCUGGCCGCGUACCUCCAAGACACGAACACGUGGACGGAUCGGCUUGCCCAGCUGCAGCUCCAGCCCGCUGCCUCAGCCACCGGGGCCGGCGACACUGCAGCGCCUUCCGACUCUAGGUCUCGGUUAUGAGACGGCGGUGGUGUGAAUUAUUGUAUCAACACAUGUAUUACUAUUUUCUGUUGCUCUGGUAUUGCAGGCGUGACAGUGCGUUGAGGAGUUCAGGGGGAGGCGUGCUUUCAUUGUGCCUGCGGCUUCAUCACGACUCGGCUGGCUACUCAAAGAGCGAAACCCUAUAUUAUGGUGCGCCGUGCGCAGGGGCAGACCGGAGGACUUCAGACCAGAGGACUUCAGACCGGCACCAAGCGGAUCCGACGCUCAUUCUCUCGAUACCUCGGCACACCGGCACACAACCUCACGUCUUCCGGCAGCGGAAACAACACAAAAACCGGAAGGACAUUCCACGCUCGCCUGCUCUUGAAUUCAUCUUAAACCACUCCGCCUGCUCAAGUCUCUUCGAUCCCGGCUUAGACCAGCAGGCCAACCACGCCAACCGCAGCCGCCACCAUCCCCCCCGUGGCGACGGGCCAGUGCGCGCCGUGGGCCUUGCUGGUCUCGGUCGCCGCAGCGCCGCCGACGCCACCGCCUGCGCCCCCGGUGGCAGUAGCAGCCGGCACUCGAGUGGGGUGCUGGCAUAUGCUGACGAUGUCGAUGGAGAUGGAGCCAGUGCAGAACGACCUGGUAUCAGUGAAGCAGCUGCGAUGCCAACCAAGUACACACAGGAACCCGUUAAUUAGUUUCUCGGAACAGCGCCAGGGUAAAAUGCCGAUGAGAGGGGGUCAAAACGAACCUGGCCUCGGACCGGAGAGCGUUGGUGCAGCACGCCAUGAGCUGGCUGCUGAUUGC
Lasiosphaeria miniovina is the source of this 1066-nucleotide messenger RNA. RefSeq lists its product as uncharacterized. The transcript is spliced from 2 exons. NCBI's taxonomy places the organism in Eukaryota, Fungi, Ascomycota, Sordariomycetes, Sordariales, Lasiosphaeriaceae. The record is from RefSeq and is a predicted model, not a curated record. The coding region runs from base 289 to 957 and encodes 222 amino acids.